Cervus elaphus (red deer) is the source of this 1797-nucleotide messenger RNA. RefSeq names its product F-box protein 2 (gene FBXO2). Gene Ontology annotation, biological process: SCF-dependent proteasomal ubiquitin-dependent protein catabolic process; glycoprotein catabolic process. The record is from RefSeq and is a predicted model, not a curated record. The transcript has 6 exons. Gene Ontology annotation, cellular component: cytoplasm; SCF ubiquitin ligase complex. Lineage: Eukaryota; Metazoa; Chordata; Mammalia; Artiodactyla; Cervidae. Gene Ontology annotation, molecular function: protein binding; ubiquitin protein ligase activity. The coding region runs from base 600 to 1490 and encodes 296 amino acids.
GAGCCUGCCUGGACCUGCAGUCGUGGUGGGUGCGGCCUCGCCUGCGCGACCGACCAGGCCCCGCCCCGGCCCCGCCCCCGCGGCCGGCUCCGGUCCCCGCCGCUUGGGGAGCACCAGGCUUGGGACGCGCCCCUCACCGAUGUAGGAAAAUUACCUGGGGUGGCGGGGGCGGGGCGGUGCCGGGAGGAGCUUCUGCCCUCUCGCUCCGCCUGGGCCGCGCACCCCGCACCCUCUGCGUGACCCAGACUCUACCCGCCCCCUCAUCGCAGUCACCCCAGGAGGGCUCUGGGAGACGCCCGAACUGGGCUCCCCCUCCUCCUGCAUUAAAAAACAAAAACAAAACCCGACCUUUCCGGGCCUCCUGGGUCCGCCAAGAAACCGGGAGCCUCCGGCCUCUGGCCGAUUGCUCCGGACUGCGGGGCGUCCCGGCGCGGGGCCAAACGCUGGGCGGGGGCGGAGGCGGGGGCCUUUAAAAGGCUCCGCCGGCCGGGACCCGACCCAGACGCGGGCAGCGCCUGGACUCGCCGCCGCCGCCUAGGGACUCGGACAGCCCCGCAGCGCUCCGGGUCCUCCUCCUCUCGCGAACGCCCUCCGCAGCGAUGGACGGAGACGGUGACCCAGGGAGCGUGGGCCAGCCGGAGGAGGUAAGCCCGGAGGAGCAGCAGGAGGAGGCGUGCGCGGAGGAGGCGAGCGGCGGGGAGGAGCGGCCGGAGGAGGGGGAGGAGGAGGCGGCGUACCUGGACGAGCUGCCAGAGCCGCUGCUGCUGCGUGUGCUGGCCGAGCUGCCGGCCGCCCAGCUGGUGCAGGCCUGCCGCCUGGUGUGCCUUCGCUGGAAGGAGCUGGUGGACGGCGCCCCCCUGUGGCUUCUCAAGUGCCAGCAGGAGGGGCUGGUGCCCCCGGACGGCCCCGAGGACGAGCGCGACCACUGGCAGCAGUUCUACUUCCUGAGCAAGAGGCGGCGCAACCUGCUGCGCAACCCAUGUGGGGAAGAGGACCUGGAGGGCUGGUGCGACGUGGAGCACGGUGGGGACGGCUGGAGGGUGGAGGAGCUGCCCGGAGACUGCGGAGUAGAAUUCAUCCACGAUGAGAGCGUCAAGAAGUACUUCGCCUCUUCCUUCGAGUGGUGUCGCAAAGCGCAGAUUAUUGAUCUGCAGGCUGAGGGCUACUGGGAGGAGCUACUGGACACCACUCAGCCGGCCAUCGUGGUGAAGGACUGGUACUCGGGCCGCAGAGACGCCGGCUGCCUGUACGAGCUCACGGUGAAGCUGCUGUCGGAGCACGAGGACGUGCUGGCCGAGUUCAACAGCGGGCAGGUGGCAGUGCCGGCGGACAGCGACGACGGUGGCUGGAUUGAGAUCUCCCACACCUUCACCGACUAUGGGCCCGGCGUCCGCUUCGUCCGCUUCGAGCAUGGGGGACAGGACUGCGUCUACUGGAAGGGCUGGUUCGGGGCUCGGGUGACCAACAGCAGCGUGUGGGUGGAGCCCUGAGUGACCUGUCCUCCAGCCUCUCCCAGCUGCCUUGGAGGGGCAGAGGCCCAGGAUUAGAUAGGCCUUAGUAGCAUCCUCACCCUCCCCACCCCCACGCACUCCUCUCCGUCCCAUAUUCUAAGCCCAGCCCCCACAUAGGGAGAGAGAGGUUUUGUUGGUAUAUAUUUGCAUCCAGAAAAUAAGAUGGGUGAGGGCGUGGGUCUGCACUGGGCCGACCACUAAAUCCCCUAGCACUUGUCCUCUAGCACAGUGCCUGCCACUGUGGGCGUUCAAUAAAUAUUAUUUGUCCCAGGAAGGAAUGAAUGAA